GCCCCGCUACGCAGGCGGCCAGGCUGCGGCACAGGCCGGGCGGCACCAUGGCGGCGGCGGCGGCGCCUGCUGCUGCGGCUUCUUCCGAUGCGGCGACUGCGACGGCAGAGCCGGAGGCCGGGGACGAGGACAGUCGCGACGUCCGAGUGCUGCAGAGCCUGCGGGGCAAGAUCUGUGAAGCGAAAAAUUUAUUGCCAUAUCUUGGACCCAACAAAAUGAGAGAUUGUUUCUGCACCAUAAAUUUGGACCAGGAAGAAGUUUAUCGUACCCAAGUUGUUGAAAAAUCUUUAAGCCCGUUUUUCAGUGAAGAAUUUUACUUUGAGAUUCCAAGAACUUUCCAGUAUUUGUCUUUCUAUGUUUAUGAUAAGAAUGUUUUACAAAGAGACCUUCGUAUAGGAAAAGUAGCCAUCAAAAAAGAAGACUUGUGUAACCACAGUGGCAGAGAAACUUGGUUUUCACUACAGCCUAUUGAUUCCAAUUCAGAGGUUCAGGGUAAAGUUCACCUUGAAUUAAAAUUGAAUGAACUGAUAACAGAAAAUGGAACUGUGUGCCAGCAGCUUGUUGUACAUGUCAAGGCAUGCCAUGGUUUGCCUCUCAUAAAUGGACAAAGCUGUGACCCUUAUGCAACAGUUUCUCUUGUGGGCCCUUCUAGGAAUGACCAAAAGAAGACAAAAGUAAAGAAGAAAACAAGCAAUCCGCAGUUUAAUGAAAUCUUUUACUUUGAGGUAACCAGAUCCAGUAGUUACACCAGAAAGUCCCAGUUUCAAGUAGAAGAGGAGGACAUUGAAAAGCUGGAAAUUAGGAUCGACUUGUGGAACAAUGGAAACCUGGUCCAAGAUGUUUUCCUCGGUGAGAUUAAGGUUCCUGUGAACGUGUUAAGAAAUGAUGCUUCUCAUCAAGCCUGGUACUUGCUACAACCAAGAGACAACGGAAACAAGUCAUCUAAAACUGAUGACCUGGGAUCCCUUCGAUUAAAUAUAUGUUAUACAGAAGACUAUGUGCUUCCUUCAGAGUACUAUGGUCCUUUGAAAACCUUGCUGCUAAAAUCACCAGAUGUUCAGCCGAUAUCUGCCUCAGCUGCUUACAUUUUGGGUGAAAUAUGUCGAGAUAAAAAUGAUGCUGUUUUGCCCCUUGUACGACUGCUGCUCCACCAUGAUAAACUUGUUCCUUUUGCCACUGCAGUAGCUGAAUUAGACUUGAAGGAUACACAAGAUGCAAACACAAUUUUUAGAGGAAAUUCCUUGGCUACCCGAUGUCUGGAUGAGAUGAUGAAAAUAGUGGGAAGGCACUACCUGAAAGUAACAUUAAAACCUAUUCUAGAUGAGAUAUGUGAAUCCUCAAAAUCCUGUGAAAUUGAUCCUAUUAAAUUGAAAGAGGGAGAUAAUGUAGAAAAUAAUAAGGAGAAUCUGCGCUACUAUGUAGACAAGUUAUUCAGUACAAUUGUAAAGUCAAGUAUGAGUUGCCCCACUGUAAUGUGUGAUAUCUUUUAUUCUCUAAGGCAAAUGGCCACUCAAAGAUUUCCUAAUGACCCUCAUGUUCAGUAUUCUGCAGUGAGCAGCUUUGUGUUUCUUCGUUUCUUUGCUGUAGCGGUAGUAUCACCUCAUACUUUUCAUUUGCGACCUCAUCAUCCAGAUCCACAGACAAUUAGAACAUUAACUCUCAUCUCAAAAACCAUUCAAACUUUGGGAAGCUGGGGGAGUCUGUCCAAAAGCAAGUCAAGUUUCAAAGAAACAUUCAUGUGUGAAUUUUUCAAAAUGUUUCAAGAAGAAGGAUAUAUUAUGGCAGUUAAAAAGUUCUUGGAUGAAAUUUCAUCUACUGAAACUAAAGUGUCCAGUGGUACCAGUGAGCCUGUGCACCUGAAAGAAGGUGAGAUGUAUAAAAGAGCUCAGGGAAGAACUCGGAUUGGAAAAAAGAAUUUCAAGAAACGGUGGUUCUGCUUAACAAGCAGGGAGCUCACCUACCACAGGCAGCCAGGUAGCAAAGAUGCAAUUUACACGAUUCCAGUGAAAAACAUUCUUGCUGUGGAAAAACUGGAAGAGAGCUCUUUCAACAAGAAAAAUAUGUUCCAAGUGAUACACACAGAGAAACCACUCUAUGUCCAGGCAAAUAAUUGUGUGGAAGCUAAUGAAUGGAUAGAUGUACUCUGCAGGGUGAGCCGAUGCAAUCAGAACAGGCUCAGUUCUUACCAUCCCUCUGCAUAUCUAAACGGAAACUGGCUCUGCUGUCUGGAGACCAGUGAAAACGCUCUCGGCUGCAAGCCAUGUACUGCAGGUGUCCCUGCAGACAUCCAAAUAGAUAUUGAUGAAGACAGAGAAACAGAAAGAAUUUAUUCCCUUUUUACCCUCAGUUUACUUAAGCUGCAGAAAAUGGAAGAGGCUUGUGGAACUAUAGCAGUCUAUCAAGGACCACAGAAAGAGCCUGAUGACUAUUCUAACUUUGUAAUCGAGGAUUCUGUAACAACCUUUAAGACAAUUCAACAAAUAAAAAGCGUCGUAGAGAAGCUAGAUGAACCUCAUGAAAAGUAUAGGAAGAAAAGAUCAAGUAGUGCAAAAUAUGGGAGCAAGGAAAAUCCAAUUAUUGGGAGAACAUUUUAAGAGUUUGACCAAUUGACUCAGAAGAACUGGAAAAUAUUAUUUUUGUUGGACUUUUUCAAUUCAUCAUAUAUUUUGUUCAUAGUAUUUAAGAAUGAACAUUGGCUUCACUGUCAGUCACCUGCAUUCACCUUGUAUUUAAUAUUUAAUAAUUGAAAUUAACUGUUUGGGAAUCCUGGUAUUGAUGUGUUCCUAGAGAAUUUAAAACCCAAGAUUCCCUUCAUAUCUUACAUGUCGAAAGCCAUGUUUCUGCAACUUCUUUUUAAUAGAAAGAAUCUUCCUAAAGAAGCUUUGUAACAAAAGGAGAAACUCCUCCAUAGCAAGAAACCAUUUCUUCUUGUAACACUCUGUGUUCUGUGGACUUUUCACUACCAUUAGUGCCUGCUCUAUACUGCCAACAUUGUGUUUUACUGGAAUAUUUCAAUCCAUGACUAUUCAGAGCUUUCCAUUUAGUUCAUCUAGACCCUCCCUCUUCAAAAAAAAAAAAAAAAAAAAAUCUCCUUUGGUCCAUUGGUCGUUACAGAUUACAUUAGGAACAACGACAGAAAUGUUAGAAACCUGCCAGAGUAUCCUUGAAAGCUGGUAGAUCUUUUGUCUGUUUAGAGAUGAUGCAAACAGAACUCAGAUAGGAGAAACCAGGGAACAUGUACUGUUGUCUGCAUCUUGUUUACAUUUGGGAUGAGUGACGGCAGAUGAAAUAAAAUGAGACCACUAAAUUUUUUUCAUUGUUUAAACAUCAGGUACUCAUUUUCUUGAUUUGAGAGUUCAGGUUAAUGUGACUUCUAAGGACUUCACUUUUGAAAAAGAAGAGAAAGUAAACAAUGGGAAAAGGUGGUGGUAAACUCACUCGACUUCACUCAUUACUCCAUUAUUAUAAGGACCACCACCAUAGGACGCCCUCCUGCCAGCGUGAGGUGAGAUCUAACUCGAGGACAGUCACUCGGCGCACUUUACUCAUCUGGGCCACCCCAGAUUAUACUUUAGAUACUCCGUGGUAUCUAAUCUUUAUGAUCAGUUGAAUGAUCAGUGUUUAAGUCUAGAAAUAGUGCUUUCCUGAAAAUGUUUAUAUUUCACUGCUGUUUUCUUAUUGCCUGCUAGCCAAAUGGAAUUUGGGCAAGCAACUGUUCGAAUCCUAUUUUUCCCUAAUUUACUUUUAUCCUUAAAAUCAUAACUGUAAAUAAGCAAUCGAAGCAAGUUGCCACCUUGAAGUUAAGAGGGAUGCACUUUGCUUCAUCAGUAUUAAAAACCAUGGUACUCUUCUUCUGUCUUUUUAAAUUCAAAACAUUUUCUAAAUGUGGUACUUUGAACCUUGGAGUAUUUUACAUGUUUCUGUUUAAAACUGUGAUUACUUAUUAAUGUAAAUCUAGCUAGUAGUGCUUAUUUUGUUUCCCUGAG
This is a messenger RNA of Balaenoptera ricei (Rice's whale), 3986 nucleotides long. It is a transcript of the gene RASA2, whose product is annotated as RAS p21 protein activator 2. Gene Ontology annotation, molecular function: phospholipid binding; GTPase activator activity. Gene Ontology annotation, biological process: regulation of GTPase activity; intracellular signal transduction; negative regulation of Ras protein signal transduction. The record is from RefSeq and is a predicted model, not a curated record. Lineage: Eukaryota; Metazoa; Chordata; Mammalia; Artiodactyla; Balaenopteridae. The transcript has 24 exons. Bases 48 to 2594 code for a protein of 848 amino acids.